Podospora bellae-mahoneyi is the source of this 4591-nucleotide messenger RNA. RefSeq lists its product as uncharacterized. Bases 848 to 2263 code for a protein of 471 amino acids. The transcript has 3 exons. Lineage: Eukaryota; Fungi; Ascomycota; Sordariomycetes; Sordariales; Podosporaceae. The record is from RefSeq and is a predicted model, not a curated record. Gene Ontology annotation, biological process: transmembrane transport. Gene Ontology annotation, molecular function: transmembrane transporter activity.
UUUUCUUUCCUUUUCUUCUUCUUUUCUUCUUCUUUUCUUCUUCUUUUUUUCUUCUUUUUUUCUUCUUUUUUUCUUCUUUUUUUCUUCCCUCCCCCCCGUCUACUCCACCCCCUUUUGGGUCCAUCACCUUCAGUCCAACGGCUUUGAGAGCUCUGCAAAAGUGCUUCAGUACCUAGGUAGUUCAUCCUCAACACUCAAAAGUUUACCUCGACUUAACCUUUGGAGGCUUCACUGCCUAGACCGCUCAUCAAACCAGAUGAUGAUUACAUACUUUGCACCAUUUAUCAUCCAGUGUUUACAGAAACAACACCAUCACACGCGGCCAAAAAUGCUGGACUUGAUAGAUCUUUUCAAGACUAGAAAAGAAGAAGAAAAAAAGAGAGAAAGAGAAAAAGAAAAAAAAGAAAGCGGCUAAUAAGUAGCCGAGUAGUGAUAAGACGGCUCGGGCCAUAUCACACCACGUUGUUUAUGCCGGCAGUGCGACAUUCUAGGUAGUUGUGUUUUUCCGUCCAUACACGAGCUUUCCCAAACGGUGGGCUUUCUGCCGAAUGGGAUAGGGAUCGACGACGAACCUUCUGCAUCCCUACCUACCUUGCCUACCUUGAUUGUUACACGACAGUGACAACGGUGGUUCUUGUGUCGAUAGGGUUCAUCCGGCUGGCCGGGUAGAAUGCAGGUAGGUAUGGGAUGAGGGGUUAGGAUAUGGAAGUGACGGGUGAAGGAGGUCAGGGCAGUUUUAUAUCGUCCGUCCGUCCGUUCCGUCCCCGCGAAUUUUUUUUUUUGUCUCGCUCUUGUCGGGGAUUGUUCUCUGUGAUGUGAUCAAAAAGUCAUCCACGGCAGCGUCACCAUGCAUCAUCACGAGCGGAGCAGAAUGGGACGCCCCUGGUCCCGCAAAGUCACCAUCAGAGAUGACACCGUCACUUCCGCCGCCCACCUCACCCUUCGACAAUCCCUCCUCCCCAACCUGCUCGUCACGACCCUGUUCUUCCUCUGGGGCUUCGCCUACGGCCUCCUCGACGUCCUAAACUCCCACUUCCAGCACCACCUCUCCAUCACGCCCACGCUCUCCGCCCUCCUGUCCACUGCCUACUUCGGAGCCUACUUCCUCCUCCCCCCCACCCUCUCCUCCUUCAUCCUCCGCUCCUACGGCUUCCGCGUCACCUUCAUGACCGGCCUGGCAAUCUUCUCCAUCGGCUGCCUCCUCUUCUGGCCCUCGGGUGUCUACUCCUCCUUUGGCGGCUUCUGCGGCAGCAUGUUCGUUGUCGGGGCUGGGCUCGCCACCUUGGAGACGGCCGCCGAUCCCUUUCUUUCCAUCUGCGGCCCCCCGCGAUACUCGGAGAUACGCCUCAACCUGGCGCAAGCAGUUCAAGGGGUUGGCUCCUUCGUCGCGCCGUUGCUGGCGUCAAGGGUGUUUUUCGGAAAGGGACUCGAAGAACAGGGGGGGGAGGGGCUGAAGAACGUUCAAUGGGUCUAUCUCGGGGUGGCGGGGUUCGACGUGUUGUUGGUCGCGUUGUUUUGGGUGGUGCCCAUGGUGGAGGUGACGGAUGCGGAUAUGGGGUUGCAGGAGAGUCAGAUUGACGGACCGAGAGAGGUGGGACCUUUCAGGAGACAGUACAACCUCUUCCUUGCCGUCUGGAGCCAGUUCUGUUAUGUCGGGGCGCAGGUCGCUGUUGCGAACUACUUUAUCAACUUUUGCGAGGAAGCCGGUCGGGAUAGGGCUACUUCUUCUGACCUCCUGGCUGUGGGCCAAGGACUGUACGCCUUCAACCGGUUCGUGGCGGGCGGGUUGCUCACUAUUCCUGCGUUCAAGCCGAGGUAUAUGCUUGCUGCUUAUCUCGGACUAUGCUUCGUCUUUGUCACGGCGGCGAUGAACACCGCCGGAGCGACAUCAAUCGCGAUGUUGAUGCUCGUUUUGUGUUUCGAGUCUUGCUGUUUUGCAACUAUAUUCACUCUCGGGCUGAGAGGGUUGGGGAGACACACCAAGAUGGGGGGAUCGUUGCUUGUGGCUGCUAUUUCGGGGGGCAUGGUCUUUCCGCCCAUGAUGGGGGCGGUGGUGAGCGCGAGGGAUGCGCAUACUGCGAUGGCGAUCCCGAUGAUGGGGUAUAUUUUGGCUUUUGUGUAUCCGGUGUACGUCAAUAUCUGGAAGAAGGAUGUGAUGGAUAGCCAUCGUGAGACGACGGUCGGUAUUGAGAAGCCGGCUGUUGGUGAGAAGGCGUUGCAACUAGAGGAGCAACGUUCAAAGACGGCAGAAGGAGCAUGCUGAGGAGGGACCGGACAUCCGGGUGGUGUCAAAGUAGAAGACGACCUGUUCCAUUGUGCUAUGUGGCUAGAUAACUCCUCCUCUGCUUUUGUACCUCCAGUUUGAGCCCGAAACGGCUUUCGUAACCGGCCACUCCAUCACGGCUUGGCCGGUGAGCUUUUUGCUAACCUCUGCUUUAUUUUCCUUCAUGUCACACUGGCUACCUUCCGGCCUUUUCUUUUUUGUGUUGUCUGCGGUACUCAUUUGUUUUGUUUGUCUACCGGGUGGUACCCAGAAGCCAUCUCCCACCGACCUUGUAAGCCUCCCUCCAUGGCUACAUCAAAAUAAGAAACGGGGAGUGGCUUGCACAAGCACAACGCUUCCCCGCCUUUGGCUUGGUCUACCCCGCCCGCCCUUUCCCUCCCGGCUUUUGCUCAGGACCACCCCUGACCUGAGAGAUCGAGAUCGAAAGAUCCGGGACAAGGUUUCACAGUCGCAUGUUUUGUGGGGCAACACAUCGACGAGAAAAACUGGAUCACGAAAUCAGAAGCUGGCACUUAUCAAUUCAUUCCUACCGCUACUUCCUACUCGCCUGCUUGAUCAAGCAAACUUUCGUAGUAGAGGCAUAUUUCUCAUUUUUCAUCAGUAUAACUCUUCUCCCACCCUCCCUUUCUCAAACCCCACACUCUCGCUCGAUACCGCGAAGUUGAACAUCCAGGAGGGUAGGUUUCGUAAAUCUCGAGUCUCGAUUUGUUGUCCAGAAGCAAGUAGCAAAGAAACAAGCUGGACACGAGGCGGAAAAAGUACACAACUCUACGCUGUGCUUUUCCCCUCCGUCAUCCUCAUAUCCCCGAGACUGGUUCAGCACUAAUCUCGUCUACUGCUCCCUCUCCAGCGCCUCAAGCUCCUUCAUGACAGAUGGCUUGGUAGCAAUCUUCUUCACCUGCGUAUCCUCCAGUUUCUCACCACCAGCAUGUCUCAUCUCCAGGUCCUCGAUGGCCCGGAUCUUCUUCUGCAAGCUGCGAAUCUUCUUGGCGUUGGCGCUUUGGGCAGGCGUCAUAGCACCGUCACCGCCGCCGAGAGGGGAACCUCCUUGAGGCUGCUGCUGCUGCUGCUGCUGCGCCGACUGUCCAAAGUGGCCGGGUCGGCUCUGGGAGCGGGCACGGUGCGUGUUGCUACGGUUGCGACCGUUGAAGUUGUUGCGAGACUGGCUGCGGUGCUGGGAGCUGUGGCCCUGACCCUGGUUACGGCGUUCGGGGCUGCGGCCCUCAGCAGGGGAGCCGUUGCCAUAUUCUCGGGGUGGAGGCGCAAGGCCACCCUCGGAACCGGGAGCAUCCGUGGCAUUGCCCUCGCCCUCCUUGGCCUUCUUGUUCCUCUUCUUCUUGUUCUUGGCCGCCGUUUUGGAAAGAUCGCCGCCGUCAGCAGCGAUGGCCCCGGGAAUGCCGGCGGGCCUUGUGAAUUCGGCACCGGGGAUUUGGUUGCGGGGGCGACCAAAACCGUUGGGCCCAAUCUGGGGCACACCGUUGCUAACCGUGUGCGCAGCCCCGCCCUCGUCCUCGCGCUUGAAGUGGAGGGGGGUGGACGAGCCACGGGCUCCAGGAGGACGGUAGGCGCCCACGGGCUUGGAAGGCGUCUUUACUGUGCCCAAAUAUUUCAGAGCAGACGGGUGGGGGGUCGGCACAGGGUGCAGCGGGUCCCCGGCCGGGAGGGCAUCCGCAGCCGCGGGACGCCACAUGACGUUGUACAGCUCGUUGAAAUCCUCGUUGUACACGAUGCCACCGCCAACGUGCCAGAGCUUGACGCCGUUGUCCACGCGAAGGCGCGGCGAGGUGGUGGCCGUCAUGAUGUAGCGACUGUCGGGACUCCAUUGGCAGACGCUGGGGUUGCCACUCUCAAUCGUCGUGACCUUGCGGUUGUCCUUCUCGAGAUCGUACACAUCGAUCUGGCCAGCCAAGUUGCCGAAGCCGGCAACGAGAGCAAAGCGGCCGGUGGGCGAGAAGAUGAUGGUGUUGCGCGGUCCCAGAGGGAAGGAGUGGGUAGGCACAGCCCGGUGGUUGAAGAUGGUGGUCUUGGCGGGCAUGUAGCCGUAGACGACACCAAACUCCUUGGAGUUGGGCGACCACGACACAUCAUGGAUAGGGCCUUCCUUGUCCAGGGUGAUCCUGGCAUCAAAAGAGCCGUUGGCACUCAGGAGAUACAUGUUGGUCUCUCCGUAGUAGCUCUUGUUGGACUUGUCCACCUCUGUUUGUGCCAGCACAAUCAGGUUGGUGCCCAGCGCGUUCCACUUGAGCUGGACCUUGUCGCCCUUGAAAAAUGUCUUUUGCGAGAUCGGGCUGCUGAACUGGGGGACGU